Messenger RNA from Penicillium lagena, 1617 nucleotides. RefSeq lists its product as uncharacterized. The transcript has a single exon. Lineage: Eukaryota; Fungi; Ascomycota; Eurotiomycetes; Eurotiales; Aspergillaceae. The record is from RefSeq and is a predicted model, not a curated record. Bases 1 to 1617 code for a protein of 538 amino acids.
AUGAAUCAUGGUUCUUCCCACAUCCCUCGCCUGCGGCAUCCACAAUACACCGACAAUCCGAUUGGAGACGGGCUGUACGACCUACGUGGGCCCGAUCCGGCCCGCAUGCGACAGACAGGUUCACACCCAAACGAAGAAGCGCCAUCUAGGCCUGCCACUUCAGGACGAGGGAUGCCUACGGAGCUAGAUCAUGAGAAUCGGGGGAUCGUCGGUCCAAUGCAGCAGAACGUUGAAAAUGCGAAUCAACGUCAGCUAGUCUGGCCUCCUCCUCCAGGCCAUGCAGUGUACGCUGCUCGUGCCAUGUACCCCGGACGGCAGGAGGACCCCUUGUACCGUCACUAUCAAGUGGCCCUUCCGAGACGCCGCAAUGACCACCCUCCGCCUCCUUACUCUUCUGAAGAAAUGCCGCCGCCAGCAAACAUAAACGCCGAGUCUUCAGCGGCGGUUGGGACAGCCUCCCAGAUGUCUUCUACAAAUGCAACCUGGCCUGGCCAAGACAAUUCAGCCUCCCCUCGGCUUCCCCAGUCAGAAGCGCCCCUUUCUGUGGAGGAGGAACUUGCCCGCGUGCGCCGCAUUAGAGAGCUACGUGUUGAUAUCGAGAAUACUGAACGCCAGCUUGCUGUGGGUAGCUUGCCUCCGAUGGAUCGCAUCAUCCAGAUGCGGAACGAGCUGUUCCAGAUCCAAGACGCACGGUAUCGCAACUACUUUGCUGCUCGGGAUGGCGAGGUCGAGUCGUUGAUCACUCGCAUCUGCAACCUCUACCAGCGCGUCGACCAACUCCAUGUCGUCCAAACCCGGUUCCCCUCCUGGCCAUUUGACAAUCCGUCUGCCAUCCCGAUCCGCCGGGCCUACCUGGUGACAUCGCCGAAUGGAUUCCAGGGGAUUCUCACGCCUCCCGUUGCCACAGGUACAGUUCAGGCACCACUUUUUGCACCGCAUACUUCUACCCAAACGGGCCCUGCUCCGGCUCCUGGACCCCAAGCGGGAAUUGUCGGAAACGCCGUUCGCCAUGCAGUCCUCGACCAGCAGCGCCGUCCCAACCCCGCCGAGCCACGUCGUGGCCUUGCCCGGCAUCUGCGCCGCAUUUGGCUCUUCGUGCGACUGUAUUUCUUCUGCUACAUGAUCAGCGACCCGGGAACUUGGACUCGUAUCAUCUUUGUCGGCUGCGCGUUUCUGUUUGCUCUUUUCUCUGACACAGAAAUCCCCCAGCGGCUCCAUGGAAUGAUGAUUGCGCCUAUCCAGCACCAUCUCGAAGGACUCGUGCACCUUGGUGAACCUGGCGAGCAGAAUGGUCAGACCCAGGCCCAGGCGGGAGCCGCCCAGCCUGCUACACGUGACCAUGAGCAGGAUAACAACGUGGCUGGUGGCAUUCAGCACCAUAUCCGCCGCGCUGAACGCUCGGUCCUCCUUUUCCUGGCAAGCCUGGUUCCUGGUAUCGGAGAGCGUCAGGUUGAGGCCCGCAAUGCUGCAGAGGCCGCUCAGAACGCCGAGCGUGCCCGUCAGGAGGAAGAGCAGCAGCGUGAGCAGGCUGCCCCCGAGGCUAACCACAAUGAGAAUACCAAUGCCAACAACGCCCAGCCCGCCCAGGAGAUGCCUGGCGCUGGCGACAUCGCCUAA